AUGUCGACUGGUUUCCCACAGUUCCCCCUUUUUGUUUUAAUAAUUUGGCCAGUCUUGAAAACGAAACAGGUGGGAGUAGAGGAUCCGUGGUGCUGGAGCAAUGGAGCAGGUAUUCCUCUAAAGAGUCGCACAUCUAACCUCCUGCAGGAAGGCCUCUCAGCGCCCCCAGACAUCGUCUCCACCAACCCAAGCCGCGCAAGCCAAAGACUCUCCUUCCAAUGGGAACCAGCCGAAACACUCUCCUCCUCCUACCCUUUUCCCUUCGGCCCUGGGCCAGAGCCAGCCCCACAGGCCCCACUCUGCUCUCAGCUCUUCUACCACAUCCAGCGGCAAAACCUGACAUCCCUGACCUCCGUGUGGCUCAAGGACCCCAGAGCCUGCUCUUCCACAGAAUGCAGCGGCAUCUGUGGUGUCCAAGAGUUGGAGUCCAACUGGAACCCAACUCCAGCAUCUCCACAGGGACCUCAGACUGUGCUUCUCCACCGCCGAGUGGGGUCCUGUGGCUUCUUACAGCCCAUCUCCCGCCCAGCCGUCACAUGGAGUAUGAACAAACUUCCCUGGCAUCCACCUUACCCAAUGGCCCAAGCCCUGGGCCAGAUGUGGGGACCCUCCAUUUUUAAUCUGUUACCUUCCCCCUUCAGCUCAGCCAUCGGACUCUGGCAGUCUCUGCUUAGACGCUGCCACCUGGGGAGCUAAGACAAAAGCUCUCUGCAGACUCAGUCUUUGAAGAAAGCUGCCUAGAAGUUCACACUGGGAGACUAACAUGCCCACCACCUGGAGACCUUCUGAGUUGCUGGGGACUUUGGCGCCUGACCUCUUCUGCAGUGUUUAUGUUAUGCGACUAUCAUGUAACUUAGAGAUUCGGUUUCAGUUUCUCAUGUACAUAUACAC
This is a messenger RNA of Mastomys coucha (southern multimammate mouse), 891 nucleotides long. RefSeq lists its product as uncharacterized. The record is from RefSeq and is a predicted model, not a curated record. Lineage: Eukaryota; Metazoa; Chordata; Mammalia; Rodentia; Muridae. The coding region runs from base 1 to 696 and encodes 231 amino acids. The transcript is spliced from 2 exons.